Umbelopsis ramanniana AG is the source of this 2298-nucleotide messenger RNA. RefSeq lists its product as uncharacterized. The transcript has 2 exons. The record is from RefSeq and is a predicted model, not a curated record. Bases 189 to 1850 code for a protein of 553 amino acids. Lineage: Eukaryota; Fungi; Mucoromycota; Umbelopsidomycetes; Umbelopsidales; Umbelopsidaceae.
CGUAUUGACAUUGGUGACAAAAUAACGAAAAAGCCCCACAAAUGAGAUGCCAGUGGUAGUUCGUCAGGUCUUCAAUUUGAUAAACAGUGAAACCGGCUUUGGAUGCAUUUCAAUGUCCGCAUCUCGAACAUUUGACAAUUGCCUUACUUUUAGAGGGUUACGUUUUUGAGCAAGAGCUUUACAAGCAAAUGCUCUUCUUCACUCCACGAAUUAGCACCAUUGUCCUCCUAAUUCUCCCCAUUUUAUUGGGCAUAGGGCGUGCUGCCGCUCAGUCAUUGCUGGAUCCCAUCGACUCUAACAUUCAAUACUAUGGUCGCUGGAAUCAGUCUGAUAAAACUAUGAUAAGCUGGUGGCCCGGGGCAUAUGCCAAGUUCAACUUUACCGGUACCACACUUGCUAUCAAACUUCGAUCGACAGUGGAUUUAUACUACAAGAUCGACGAUGGGGAGUAUGUGCAGCUGCCAGAGGCAAGCGAGACCGUACAACUAGCGAAACACCUUGAACCAGGCCUUCACUCGGCUUUGAUAGCUUCCAAGACCGAGAAAGACAGUAUCCAACUGCAAAAGAUCAUAGUCGACAGCGAUGCCAACAUCAAGCCUCCUGGACCUGCUGGUAAUAUUGUAGAGUUUGUCGGUGACUCCAUCACGGCUGGCCUGACCACCAGCCGCGGCGCAUUGACCAGCUAUGCUUGGUUGGUGGCUGAAUCUCUGGCCAUGGAGCAUACUCAGAUCGCCUACCCAGCUGUGUGUCUUGUCGAUGGCUGCAGCGACGCAGCGCCAGGCAUGGAGUCACAGUAUUUUAAAUGGAAAGGAUGGUAUGACGACGAAAACUGGGAUUUCACGCGCUACACGCCAUCUGCUAUUGUCAUCAUGCUUGGGAGCAAUGAUGAAAAAGUUGUGAAACAAGAAUCUAGCCGCUUUGAAAAAACCUAUAGUAAAUUUCUGAAGCGAAUACGCAAUGAAUUUCAAAAAGCCCAUAUCUUUAUCGUCAGCGAGCCUCUAGGUGCUUUGUUCGCUCCCACUCAGGCUGCAGUUCGAUCUUUGACCUUAGCUGGUGACAAGAAAAUGUAUUUUGUGGAUUCCACCCCUUGGGUUCAGUAUGGUAAAGCAUUCAACGAUGAGGCUCACCCAAGUGACUAUGGGCAUGAAUUGAUAGCCAAAAAAUUAUUUCCAUAUCUUCAAGCUAAGCUGGCUGUUCCUACCCAACCACUGCCGGGACCACCCCCCAAUCCAAAUCUUCCAGGCAUAUGGCAAACAAUGGAUAUUGGUGGAGAGGAGUUAAUCGGAUUGCCUGGUUCGGUUUCCUUCGACUCAGCAGAUACGUUUACAUUAUGGGGUUCGGGCAAAGACAUCGGAUCCAGACAAGAUGCCUUUCGGUUUGUGUACCAACAGGCGACAACGAAUACGGUUGUCACCGUGAAGGUGGAAUCUCAUUCAGCAUUUGCCAGCUGUGCCAAAGCUGGCAUCAUGAUUCGCGAACACUUGGCUUCUUCGUCUCCUAAUGUGAUUUUAGGCAUGUCCCCGGCUGACGGGGUUAUUUUCCAGUCUCGACCCAUGCGUAACAUGGAAACCAAGCUGGCUGGCAGGGCACGCGCAAGCUCGCCAUGUCAUCUAAAACUUGAGCGCAAAGGACGGGAUUUCUUUGGUUCAUGGUCAAGCGAUGGGAAGUCUUGGGAACCGGUGGCCGAGCUACGUGGAUUGAACAUGGCGAAGGACUAUUAUGUCGGUUUGGCGGUCACCAGCUGUGAUCCCUCCGUCGUCAGCGUUGCCAAGUUCACGGAAGUCCAAAUCAACGGCAAAGUCAGUCAACUUGAAACCCCUCAUUUGAUUCUUCAACCCAACACUUUAUAAUUAUUGUAACAUCUUUCACAUCCUAACGCGUACUAUACCACAGCAUUUACUUCCAUCCCUAUUUUCUUUCUUAUUUCGAUCCCAUACGCACACUUUGCAUAAGCACCCAAUCACGGUUUCUAAAAUUUUACUUUUACUGAGAGCAGCCUAGGAAUUAUAAUGUUUGUUGAAGAGGAACUGUUAUUGCUUAGAUAGUGCAAGGAAGGGGGGGUGGUCUUAUGCUGGCAAGGUUGAAGUACUGCAGAUAGCGGUACAUCCACAAGUGCGUCCAAGUGACGACCGCCUUUUCACACAAGCUGUACGUCUAACGAACGGACCCAUUGUGAGAUUUAAAGCAUGUUUAUGGACAAGAGGGUAAAGCAAAGCAAACAAAUGAGGUAGCGGCCAGCCCAGCGCUUGGCAAAAGUUCAGGCUGUGAUUGAAAGUGACAGUCCCAGUCAGACCCACU